Heteronotia binoei (common prickly gecko) is the source of this 1423-nucleotide messenger RNA. Its product is annotated as gap junction delta-4 protein-like. Gene Ontology annotation, biological process: cell communication. The record is from RefSeq and is a predicted model, not a curated record. NCBI's taxonomy places the organism in Eukaryota, Metazoa, Chordata, Lepidosauria, Squamata, Gekkonidae. Gene Ontology annotation, cellular component: connexin complex. The transcript has 2 exons. Bases 65 to 1312 code for a protein of 415 amino acids.
GAGAUGAUGCUCAGUUUCUUCUUAUGCCUUCUGUAGGUGGGGAUUCCCCUGACCACCUUCAGGCAUGGACUCCUGGGACUCUCUUGGCUUUUUGAUCCUUGUCCUCAACUACAAUGUGACAAUUAUAGGAAAAAUGUGGUUAACUCUAAUGGUCCUGCUGAGACUACUGGUGAUCUUCUUCGCAGCGUAUCCUCUUUACCAAGACGAGCAGCAGCGCUUCAUCUGCAACACCUUGCAGCCGGGAUGCACCAACGCAUGCUAUGACAUGUUUGCACCCAUAUCCCACUUCCGGUUCUGGCUUGUCCAGACGGCCUCUGUCCUGCUCCCUUAUACUCUGUUUUGUGUCUAUGUGUUUCACAGUGUGGCCAGGCAGCUUGUGAAGGCGCGUUCCCUGCCUUACCGUCGUUACAAAGAGAUCAAAUCCACCUCAGGCCACAAAAUGUCCAAGAAGUCUUCCAAAGGGGUGGCAGGGGGCAGAAUCCCCUGUGAGGCAAACAAAAUGGAUAUUCCGGAUUUUUCCAGAGCAUAUACAGUCCAGCUUCUUCUGAGAAUGCUGGUUGAGGCUUGUUUUGGGUCGGGCCAUUACUAUCUUUUUGGGUUCUUUGUUCCCAGACGUUUUGCCUGUUACCAGUUCCCUUGUGCGAGCUACGUUGAGUGUUUUGUUUCCAGGCCCACCGAGAAAUCCAUCCUGAUGUUCUUCAUCUGGGGACUCAGCGGCUUCUCCUUCCUCCUCAGCCUCAUUGACCUGACCUUUGCCUUCCGAAGCAGCAUUGUCAGAAGUCACCGAAAUAAGCUGUUGUCAGAAAGGCUGGGGACUGAGGAGAGAUGUUGCCCUGGAGUUCUCCAAGGCAACAAACCUAGCAAAGACUUACUUGACUUUGGGCGAGGAGGCCAAGGAAUUCUAGUCACCCCAGGCAGCUGUAAUAACGUUGACUCUUGUUUGCUUGGCUGUGAAACGAAGGAAGACCUGUCGCCUCAGCCCGCGUUGACUUCCCAGCCAACUAUCAGCUUUAACCUAAACAGUAACAAGCCAUGUGCAACCAUGAAUCAAGACGGCAAGGGAGUGGCCUUUCAGGGUUGCGAGCCACGUGAGAUUUUGCAUGAGCAACCCAGAUGCAAUCCGCUGCCAUGCCCCCUGAAAGGAGCUUUAGCUCUCAAGCCCCAAGACGGCUUCCCUCGGGGAGUUAAUUCAUCGGCAAGUUUCAGCAAGCCUUCAGUUCAUUAUUCUACUUUGGAAAGGAAGGCUUCCGACGUCCAGUCCGUCUGCAGCAGUGCCGGAGGCUCGAAAUCUAAAAAAUCUGAAUGGGUGUGAAGAGCAUGUUGUGUUGGCACAGCUCAUGCAUCAUGAAGGUCCCUUCUCGUAUCACUGAAGAGAAACAGCCAUCUCAGAAGAGUGCCGUGUCUUCCACCUGAAAUAUUACCG